AUGUAACUGAACAAUGGGCCUCGUCUGGAACUUUUUCAUCUUACAAAGGGGCCGAUCGGCCCGUCCAGGUGGCCGAGGAUUUGCCGCCUGUUGAGUCCGGGCCGCCCCGAGCGUCAGCCUCGAGUGCGGCAUCGAUAACGCGGUUUGCGAGGAUGCUGGAGGGUACUGGCUCGGCCACCUGACACCUCCCGAGCCAUAUGGUGCCUUUUAAACGCGGUGAUCGGGCCUGUAAUUUGGGCGGCGCAGGCAGAAGGAGUUAAAAAAAAAAUUGUCCUGCGCUGAUCGUGUCGUGUCGUGUGGCGUUGAUGGGGGGAAAGUCUGGGGCAUGCAGGGAGACUGCGCUUGUACUUGGGAGUAAAGGCUGGCCUUCCAAGCAUUUGCAGUCCUAGAAACUCAUCCUUAUCCGUAAGUCCAGGUAGCGCUGAAGCCUCUUUCUGGACAAGGUCUUGGCCUAGCGUUUGUUUAUAUCGUUGGGUUUGCAGUGCCCAGAGUUUGGCCGACCUCCGUGCGAUUAGGAACAUCCUACUGUUGAUAAGGUAUCUUAAAGAAGGAGGUGUUCAGCACCUGUGUUUUGAAUGGCCUUCCAGUACUCUGCAGAUUACCACUUAUAAAACUGCGGAUUUUAAAGCUGAUACUUCCAGAGAUUAAGACAAGCCUCGCAUUUGUAAGAUUAAUAUGGAAAAUGCACCUUUUAAAAGUUUGCUCUCCAAAGCUCGAGGAAUUGAUUCCAGCUCUGUGAAGCUCCGGGGUAGUUCUCUCUUCAUGGAUACAGAAAAAUCAGGAAAAAGGGAAUUUGAUGUGCGACAGACUCCUCAAGUGAAUAUUAAUCCUUUUACUCCGGAUUCUUUGUUGCUUCAUUCCUCAGGACAGUGUCGUCGUAGAAAGAGAACAUAUUGGAAUGAUUCCUUUGGUGAAGACAUGGAAGCCAGUGAUUAUGAGCUUGAAGAUGAAACAAGACCUGCUAAGAGAAUUACAAUUACUGAAAGCAAUAUGAAGUCCCGGUAUACAACAGAAUUUCAUGAGCUAGAGAAAAUUGGCUCUGGAGAAUUUGGUUCUGUAUUUAAGUGUGUGAAGAGGCUGGAUGGAUGCAUUUAUGCCAUUAAGCGAUCAAAAAAGCCAUUGGCCGGCUCUGUUGAUGAGCAGAAUGCUUUGAGAGAAGUAUAUGCUCAUGCAGUGCUUGGACAGCAUUCUCAUGUAGUUCGAUAUUUCUCUGCGUGGGCAGAAGAUGAUCACAUGCUUAUACAGAAUGAAUAUUGUAAUGGUGGAAGUUUAGCUGAUGCUAUAAGUGAAAACUACAGAAUCAUGAGUUACUUUAAAGAAGCAGAGUUGAAGGAUCUCCUUUUACAAGUUGGCCGAGGCUUGAGGUAUAUUCAUUCAAUGUCUUUGGUUCACAUGGAUAUAAAACCUAGUAAUAUUUUCAUAUCUCGAACCUCAAUCCCAAAUGCUGCCUCUGAAGAAGGAGAUGAAGAUGAUUGGGCAUCCAACAAAGUUAUAUUUAAAAUAGGUGAUCUUGGACAUGUAACAAGGAUCUCCAGUCCACAAGUUGAAGAGGGUGAUAGUCGUUUUCUUGCAAAUGAAGUUUUACAGGAGAAUUACACCCAUCUACCAAAAGCAGAUAUUUUUGCGCUUGCCCUCACAGUGGUAUGUGCUGCUGGUGCUGAACCUCUUCCUAGAAAUGGAGAUCAAUGGCAUGAAAUCAGACAGGGUAGAUUACCUCGGAUACCGCAAGUGCUUUCCCAAGAAUUUACAGAGUUGCUAAAAGUUAUGAUUCAUCCAGACCCAGAGAGAAGACCUUCAGCAAUGGCACUGGUAAAGCAUUCAGUAUUGCUGUCCGCUUCUAGAAAGAGUGCAGAACAAUUACGAAUAGAAUUGAAUGCUGAAAAAUUCAAAAACUCACUUUUACAAAAAGAACUCAAGAAAGCACAGAUGGCAAAAGCUGCAGCUGAGGAAAGAGCACUCUUCACUGACCGGAUGGCCACUAGGUCCACCACCCAGAGUAAUAGAACAUCUCGACUUAUUGGAAAGAAAAUGAACCGCUCUGUCAGCCUUACUAUAUACUGAGCUACUCAUUUCCCACCUCCCCCUGAACACUGUGACAAGAGGAAGCUAGGUUGAAAUCACUGAUAGAAUCCAGUUUGCAAUUACUUUCUCGAUUGGUGUCAGUAGUUUUACUGAUUAGGACUUUUAUUGUGAAUUACAGUUGAAAGCUGUAUUUUGACCAUUGCUAUGUCAGGCUUUCAUCUAAUCUUACCAGUCUGUCUUCUGUAGGAUGUGUCACUGUUGGAUGUUACACCAGCCUUUCCAGGGUUAACCACUGUGGUGGUGUGCUGCUUAUAGUUUGCUGUUGCAUUGUAAUAAAAGGUGUCUUUCCCUGUAGUGACCUGUAAAAAGUACUGAAGGGCUUUGUUACAGACAUACUCUCCCUUUGAAAAGGGACAUGCUAAAAGACUCGUUACUACUCAGCCUUCAGUGUACCUUUGUGUCCAUCUUGUAUUUUUUUAAAUUGUGAAUUAGACUUGUAUAUCCCACUGGGAGCACUUUGUAGGCAUUGCAUGAACCAUGGGAUGAUGAUUCUGUGGAAGUAUUGCCUUGUGAAUUUGCUGCUAUUUUAGUUUUGUCUUUGCUGUAAACUUGUAGCAUUAAACAAUCAUUGUUGUUAAUAGGUCUUCUUUUUGAAACAAUUAUGUGAAAUGUAUAGCUGCUUUUGAUGAAAAGCAGCUAUUUGCCUUUUUUUUUUCCUUUGAACUUUGAAGCUAGUGCAUUGGAAAAAUGCACCCUUUCCCCCCUUUGGAAUGCUGUAUUAAUGUAGUAUAAUAAUUACUGGUUUUGUAACUUGUUCUGGUAAUGUCCUUCCCUGACUCUUUUAAAAUGUCUCCCCUCAAGUUUUGUACUUGAUUGUAUUAUUAGUCUGUUUUUAAAUGUUUUGCCCGGUUUCUCUUCAAUAUUUGUGUAUAUAAACUGAUCUUCGUGAUAUUGUAUAUAGCUGUUUGAAAUGCCAGAAUGACUUCUGACAUUCCAAGUUUUUCACAAAAUAUAUUUUAUCUGUGAUUAGCCAUUUGACUAAUAAUACUGGCUAACAGAUGUUGAAAAAAAUUGUCUAUUGUUUGUUUUCUCAUUAAUUUUGGUCUAAAACAUGUUUGCACUUGUCUUUGACUUGUGUUUUAUUAACAUUGAUUGGCAUAUUAAAAGUCACUCUGAGCUUACCUUAAUUGUCUAAA
Messenger RNA from Mandrillus leucophaeus (drill), 3218 nucleotides. RefSeq names its product WEE1 G2 checkpoint kinase (gene WEE1). NCBI's taxonomy places the organism in Eukaryota, Metazoa, Chordata, Mammalia, Primates, Cercopithecidae. The transcript is spliced from 11 exons. Gene Ontology annotation, molecular function: non-membrane spanning protein tyrosine kinase activity; magnesium ion binding; ATP binding. The record is from RefSeq and is a predicted model, not a curated record. Bases 676 to 2061 code for a protein of 461 amino acids. Gene Ontology annotation, biological process: protein phosphorylation; mitotic cell cycle. Gene Ontology annotation, cellular component: nucleus.